UAUACAUAAAGUACAUAUACCAACCCCUUUUGCUCGUGUCCGUGUGAUAAUAAGGAGCUUGUGCGCAGGGUGAGCUGUCGCUUGCUAUCUAUAUACAGUAUAAUUAAGGAUUGUGUGUUCAAAGAUACGGUGAGAGAUACUGCUGUGUUGGGUUCCUGGUUGACGGUGGAUGUGUGUCCGGACCCCACAGAGGAGUUAGGAGGAGCCCCCCGGGGCGGUUGGUAAAGGAAGAGGAAUAGGAGAAGAAGAAGAGCUGGGUCCGGGGGCUGCACCCAGACACGCUUCAGCACUGCGACCUGAGGGCAGAUACUGAAAAUGUCAACUGAAGGUCAAAGAGUGGAUGAUAGUCCAAGUACUAGUGGUGGAAGCUCUGAUGGAGACCAGCGUGAAAGUGUUCAAAAUGAACAAGAACGGGAAAAAGUUCAACCCAAGAAGAAGGAAGGGAAAAUAUCCAGCAAAACAGCAGCCAAACUGUCAACUAGUGCCAAAAGAAUUCAGAAAGAACUUGCAGAAAUAACACUGGAUCCUCCUCCAAAUUGCAGCGCUGGCCCCAAAGGAGAUAACAUAUAUGAAUGGAGGUCAACUAUACUAGGCCCGCCUGGAUCUGUAUAUGAAGGCGGAGUUUUCUUCCUUGAUAUCGCAUUUUCUCCAGAUUACCCGUUCAAGCCACCAAAGGUGACAUUUCGGACAAGAAUCUAUCACUGUAAUAUUAACAGCCAGGGCGUGAUCUGUCUUGACAUCCUGAAAGAUAACUGGAGUCCGGCCCUAACUAUUUCUAAAGUUCUCCUAUCCAUCUGCUCACUGCUUACAGACUGCAAUCCUGCUGAUCCUCUGGUCGGAAGCAUCGCCACUCAGUACAUGACCAACAGAGCGGAGCAUGACAGAAUGGCCAGGCAGUGGACCAAGAGAUACGCUACAUAAGAACUGAACACACUGAGCCUGUGCAAGCACAUUCACUAAGUGCAUCAAUAGCCCUUUUCCUUGACUUUUUUUUAUUUUAAAAAAAACAUUUUGUGAAAAAAAAUACUGUAUGUUCUUUUUGUUUUUAUUAAGACUUUAACUUGAAUUUCCCCAAGGAAUACCUGGGAAUUUUAGUUUGUGUGAAUAUGUGAUAGUCUAGAGCUUUGUUUGAAAGCCUUGUAACAAUGUUUUGGUUUUUUUUUGUUUAUUUUCUUUUGGAAGGAGAGUAUAAUUUAAUUUUGGUUGUCUCCUUUCUAUAUAUUUAGAUUUUUUUUUUUGUUAAGAAUUGAUUUUUUUUUGUACUUUAAGUCUUUCAUGGUGGGUGCAUGCUCCAGGGAACAAACUUUUAUAUAACAUUUGAAAUCAAGAAUCACUGUGCAUAACUAGGCUGUGUUUCUCCCCUUUCCCCGCCCCGAGGACUUCCUGAAUGAACAAAAAAAGAAGUGUGUAUUUUGAUCUAUUUAAAAUUGCUUGUAAAUUACUUUAGCGGGAUAUGGAGCAGUUGGUGUACACUUGUGUUAUUAAGCACUCAAUAAAAACACUGCUGAUAUAUAUUUUA
Messenger RNA from Bombina bombina (fire-bellied toad), 1519 nucleotides. Its product is annotated as ubiquitin-conjugating enzyme E2 E2. Gene Ontology annotation, cellular component: nucleus. Gene Ontology annotation, molecular function: ubiquitin conjugating enzyme activity. Bases 316 to 921 code for a protein of 201 amino acids. Gene Ontology annotation, biological process: protein polyubiquitination. The transcript is spliced from 6 exons. The record is from RefSeq and is a predicted model, not a curated record. NCBI's taxonomy places the organism in Eukaryota, Metazoa, Chordata, Amphibia, Anura, Bombinatoridae.